AUGCCCUUUCAAAUUGAAAGGGGGGUGUGGUGGCACAAUGUUCCACAAAGACCCUCUCAAGUCCAAGCUGUCAGAACCCCAGGGCCUGGACCUUCUGUCUCUCGUUUAAGCGUCACCAAUCUUGGGGUUCCUUCUCCCAGAAGAAGUCAGCCCACACCAUUUAAACCUCCAGCUCAUUCUGCACCCAAGGUAGACCGAAGUACCAAGCCAGAGUGGUUGAAGGACAGUCUAUGUAAAGACCUCCAAUACCCCAGCUACCCCUCACUGUCAGAAACAAAACCUGGUGGCACUGUUAAAGACCUCGAUCCCUCAUGGUACCUUGGUCAAGUGACCCGAGGGUAUGCAGAGAGCUAUCUGAGAAGGGUCAGAAAGGAUGGUGCCUUCCUGGUACGGGACAGUUCAACGUCUUCACCCACCCAGCCCUACACCCUUAUGGUGCUGUACCAAGAUAAGGUGUACAAUAUCCAGAUCCGUUAUAAUAGUGACCAAAGAACCUUCUCUUUGGGCACAGGCCUCAACACCAUCGAGAACUUCAGAAAUGUGGGGACCAUCAUCCAGCACCAUAUGCAAAUCCCACUAAAUUUGAUUGAUGCAAAUUACCAUGAACCCCGGAGGCACUGUCCACUGUUGUACCCUGCAGUGUUGCAGUAGUAACCCUUUCAAGUCCCUGCUGGUUUAGGUCAAAGCUUCAGCUCAUCAGUAUCUUCAGCAAUUUGUGACAUUUCCUUGCUGUGUGGCCAGGUUUAUGAAUAUUGUGCAAAGCCGUGAUUAUUUUUUGAGGAAGUUCGCUAUUAACUGUUGAGGUAUCACAUAGCCUUUUUGAGUACAAGGAAAGGCC
This is a messenger RNA of Scleropages formosus (Asian bonytongue), 838 nucleotides long. Its product is annotated as lymphocyte cytosolic protein 2-like. The record is from RefSeq and is a predicted model, not a curated record. Gene Ontology annotation, biological process: cell surface receptor protein tyrosine kinase signaling pathway; intracellular signal transduction. NCBI's taxonomy places the organism in Eukaryota, Metazoa, Chordata, Actinopteri, Osteoglossiformes, Osteoglossidae. Bases 1 to 651 code for a protein of 216 amino acids. The transcript has 8 exons.